Messenger RNA from Triticum dicoccoides, 625 nucleotides. RefSeq names its product asparagine synthetase [glutamine-hydrolyzing] 2-like. Gene Ontology annotation, molecular function: asparagine synthase (glutamine-hydrolyzing) activity. Bases 188 to 481 code for a protein of 97 amino acids. The record is from RefSeq and is a predicted model, not a curated record. The transcript is spliced from 3 exons. Gene Ontology annotation, cellular component: cytosol. Lineage: Eukaryota; Viridiplantae; Streptophyta; Magnoliopsida; Poales; Poaceae.
ACCACCACCCAGCCGCCGUUCCGUUCCGCCCAUACCUUACCCCUCCCCACCACCCGCGCCUGCGUCGCCGCCGGCGCCGUCGCCGUCGCCCGUCCCUCCUCGUCGGGGCGUCGCCGUCUCCGCCCCGCUCGUCCACAGCGUCUUGUCCAGCCACCGAGUCUUGAGGUCCCGCCGGCCGGCAGCCACCAUGUGCGGCAUCCUCGCCGUCCUCGGUGUCGGCGACGUCUCCCUCGCCAAGCGCUCGCGCAUCGUGGAGCUCUCCCGCCGAUUACGGCACAGAGGCCCUGAUUGGAGUGGUAUACACAGCUUUGAGGAUUGCUAUCUUGCACAGCAGCGGUUGGCUAUUGUUGAUCCCACAUCUGGAGACCAGCCAUUGUACAACGAGGACAAAACAGUUGUUGUGACGGUCAGUAUCUGGAGUGAGAAUGACACUUUUUCAUCGACAUCAUCUAGUGGACAAAGAGUGUUGUUGACAGUGUGAAGGGAAGAAGAAGAUAAAAACAGGCUUCCAUGCAUGUGGGGUCCAGUGUGUCUGGGGGAUUAAAAUGAUAUAAAGAAUUAAUUCUAAAAGGUACUUCCUCUGUCCUAAAUUAUAAUUUGAGACGGAGGUAGUACAUUUUUUAAA